Molecule: messenger RNA, 3888 nt
Organism: Colletotrichum chrysophilum
Lineage: Eukaryota; Fungi; Ascomycota; Sordariomycetes; Glomerellales; Glomerellaceae
Exons: 1
Coding region: 1-3888 (1295 amino acids)
Source: RefSeq, a predicted model, not a curated record
AUGCUUUCCCAUCUGCGGUUCCAUCGACGGGGGCAAUCGAAUCCCACUUCGCCCAACCCUGAGCAGUCUUCUGCGCCCGCCCCGUGGGACCCCUCGCUUCCCCAGAAGUCUCCCUUCGUUCAAGAUGCCGCUUUAAGCCCAGACGCCCGGUCGCCUGCCGCCCCGACCAAUUCCUCGCUGCCUCCAACACUGCCGCCCAUCACCCGCGUCACCUCCUCCGGCUCCGAGUCGCCCUCGCCUCUUGACAGACCCUCCGUCGACCCCAAGUUGACGUUGGAGACAUAUGCUCAGAAGCAGCAGCCUGCGCCUCCCCCGGUGCGCUCUCCGAACAAUUCCCAGUCUGGCUUCGUCGGUGGUGUCGCCUUGCGCAAGCAGCUCGACCAGCGCCAGCUCCUGCAGCUCCAGAAACUCCAGCAGCAGCAACAACAACACGAACAACAAUUACAACAACAAAUGGCGGCGCUUUCGCCCGAUCCGGCGGCCAAUACUGCCUUCGACUAUGCCAGCCACGAAACUCAAUUCUCAAAGUCGAAGCCCGCACCGCCCCCGCCGAUAAAUACGGCCCCUCCAACGAGACCCCCACCACAACCCACGAAGUCUUCAAAACACAGCAGCUCCUUCGCGACGCCCACCGACCUGCACCAACAUCACCUCAGCCCGAGUCAAUCGCAGCCUCCCGCCCCGAACUAUGCUGCGACUGGACGAAGACCCGCAGGAACGAGACUAUCGAGCGAGCCGACCAACGUCCGAAUGGCUAAGGACAGCACCGAAGCCCCCAAGGGCAGGAAAGGCCUGCCUUUCCUGAAGAACCCGAUGUCGACACUGCUUAUGAGGAGGAAAACAAGCCAGAAUGCGCCUGAUCUGUCGCCCCUACCUCUUGGAGGGAACAGGCUGGGAGAGCCGUCCUACGACCCGCGCAUUAGAGGCACACGAGUUCACGACUUCAGCGCCCCGCGAACGAGGAGAAGCGUUAUGAACGACUCGUCCAACGCUGCGGCGGGCGCAAAGCCACAGCCUUCUAUACCUGAAGAGAAGCUGGACUUGGGCAAGACUUCAUCCAGGGAAAGCGCAGCACCAUCUUCAUUCCAGGGUAGGAAUAUUAGCAGUGCGUCUGAAUCUGGUCGGUCUGGCUCCGUCAGCGUCAUCUCCCAGACAGUUGCAGGGUCGAGCAGCGUCGCAUCCACAAAGGCAAGGAGUAGCAUGAACCUCGACUCCAAGCCUCUGCCCGAUGUCCCGCCUAAGGACUCGACGGCAUCGUCAUCGCGGUCUGCUUCUGUUGUCUCAAAGAAGCCGUCCGUCAGCGCUGCAUCCAUUCUGUCCAAGACAUUGCCCUCCACCAGAACGGGUCGCUCAAGAGGCGCCUCCCUGUCUGGUCAGGAUGUGCUCUCCUCCGUGCCCCGCCACAUGAAAAGUACGUCUUCUAGGUUCAGCUUCGAUAUGGUCGGUGCCGCAAAAGCGGAAAAGUUGCUCGAGGAACGCCACCGCCAGCGAGAGCUGGAGAGGAAAACGUCUGAUCCUACUCCCAACCCGAACCGCGAUUCCAGGUUUGACGAUUUUGACGACGAGUUCGAUUACGACGCUAUGAUGGACGACGAUGGCAUGGAGGAGGAGAUACCCAUGAGCAACGAUUUCGACGACUACGAAGAGGACUUUGACGCAGGUGGCACAGAUCCCUUGGGUCUUGACGGCGAGGAGGACUUUGAUGCGGGCGGGACUGAUCCGUUGGGUCUCGAUGUCGUGCCAGAGGUCGAAGUUGAGAUGGACGAGGAAGACGAAAAUGACCCGGAUAACGACCAGGAGAACUUCGCAGGCUUCGUCUUCCAGCGUUCAAAUCCUGCAUCUGCGCUGACUAGCCCACACAGUGCUGGUUUGGCCUUGACACCAAGAGAUGCUGAUGGGAGGGUCAUUGGCUUCGCGCUCUCAAAGGACACGCCGGACCUGAAUCCUUCGUUGUCUCCCGGCUACUACCCUGGCCAAAGCAUGGACUCACAGAUGUCAGAAGCGGCAGAUGGACUUGCUAUUCAGGGAUUGAACAUUAGCAGCAAGCCUCAAGAAGAGCAGCCGGAAGAACAGCAGGGUGCGCAGCUGGAUCAGAAGCCACAGGAAGCGCCACAGAACAAUCAAUGGUUAGCACCUGCGAUGCCCCCACCACCGCCGCCGCCGCUGCCCAAAAAGGAUGACCUUUACUUCGAUAAUGGUCUCUUGGACGAGCUUGACUUUGCUGGCGAGGGCGAUGGCUCCACAUUCGACGAGUCGAUUUUUGACUUGGACGACACAGAUCAGUACGGCCGGCCUCUCCCCGGCGUAUUCGCCAAGUUCCAGGCUGCUCGAGCUGCGUCCAACGCCACUGCUGCUCAAGAAAGCGUAGCCCAGGAUCCCGCCGCGGAAACCGAUACUGCUCAAGAAGAUGCUGUCCAGGACACCAACGGUCAAGAAGGUGCUGCUCCUCAAAGCAGCAAGAGGGUGUCGGACAGCACUUCCAGGCUCUCCGCUCAGUCCAAUGCAACAGCAUCGACUGCCCACACGUCUCUGAGUGUGGGCAUGCCAGCUCCGUCCACCGAGGAGUCGAAGAGACAAAGCGAAAACCUGGGUCAGGAGGAAUCGUCCUCCGCCAUGACGUCGAGCUUUUCAAACGUGGAGCAGGGCAAAAUGGAGGCUUAUCAGGCCGCCCUUGCUGCAGCUGCAUGCGAAGCUGCCGCUAAUGGAAAGUUCCGACGGGACUCUUCGCCGCCUCCUAGCGAGAUCAUGUCGCCUGGGGCAGAGUCGUCCAGCCUGCCUCCCCAAGACGACUACCCCUUUGAUGACGACGAUGACAACGGCUUCCGCGAAGACCUCGAUGACUACGACGUUGACUACGACGACUUUAUCGCAGAGGCAAAUGCUAGUGCCCUUGCCAACGAUCAGGACGGCUGGUACGGUCAAGAAUUCGGGUUUUACUCGGCGCCGAUUGAGGGCCGUCACAGCAGAGACAACUCGACCGGGUCGGACGAGAAGCCGUUUGAGUACGCGAACGGUGGCUUCUUUGGGCCCUCGGGUGUUGGUCGGAGCAAGUCUGGCCGCAUGAUCUCGCGGGAGCCGAAUUUGACGCCCAUCACUGAACGAUCCGAAUACUCCAACCGCAACUCGAUUAUGAGUCUAGGCAUCCCACCAGGCAUCGGCUCUGGGCCUUCCAGUCUGCAAAGUCCGGGACUGGCGCAGCUCGUGAUGAUGGCUGAUGGCGAGGAUAAUAUGAGUCUUACGGCCCUGAUGAAGUUGCGUUCAAGGGCUUGGGGUGGAUCGCAGGCCAGCUUGGUCUCAAGCCGCGAGGGCUCUCCUAGAUCUGAGAGAGGGGACGGCGCGAGCUCACCGUGGGGCCCGGCUCCAAGCCGCGAUAUCUUGGGCAUCCACAAUGGCCACGUCCGCAAGAACUCGGCCUUUUCGAUCAGGAGCCGUGACAUGGACUCGGACGCGGGCAGCGGUGCUGGCUCGCCCACGCUUACCAUGUCCAUGCCCACCCUAAGCUCUCCGACUCCUCCGAUGCCUUCCCUGAACCCCGCUAGCCCGGCCGUCGCCGUGAAUUCGCCCCAUUUCACCCACAGUUCUGCGUUCGAGCCGGUGAUGGAGUCGGAAGAGGUGGAUGAGCUGUCAAUCUCAAACUCCAUCUCUCACUCGGGGUUGUGGAUGAAGAGCCCCGACACCGCGAUGCACCCCAACUUGGUGCCCCGAACUGAUCCCACGCCCCAGCGCAGGCCCGGCAUGGGUCACAAGCACAAGGGAUCCGCUGAUAGCAUUUCUUACAUAAAAGAGGAAGAUGAAGGCGAAACAAGAUGGGUGUUGGAGCGACGCUUCACCGCCGACAGCGGAGAGGUCGAAGUCCAGCGAGAGGUUGUUGGCAAAGGCCACAUCUAG